GACUGAGGUGGGGAGAGAGGGGGGAGUGGGAGUGAGGUGGGAGAUAGUGAGGAGGGGGAGGGGGCAGUGCGGCCAUGAUGGAGGCUGCGGGCUCGGCCCUGGACAAGGCUCCGGCCGACCUUUCUGUCACGGAUGUUUACGACAUCGCGGCGCUGGUGGGCCAGGAGUUCGAGCGCAUCAUCGACACGUUCGGCUGCGACGCCAUCGCCAAGCUGCUGCCCAAGGUGGUGCGGGUGCUGGAGAUGCUGGAGGGGCUGGUGGGCCGCGACCACAACAACCCCGAGCUGGGGGAGCUGCGCCUGGAGCUCGGCCGUCUGCGGUUGGAGAGGGGCGAACGCAUCGAGAAGGAGCGCAAACACCAGCAGGAGCUGGUGCUGGUGGAGGAUGUGUGGAGAGGUGAGGCCCAGGACCUGCUGUCACAGAUCGCCCAGCUUCAGGAGGAUAACAAGCAGCUGAUGACGAACUUGUCCCACAAAGACACGCAUCUCACCGAGGAAGAAAUCCUCAGGCAGGAAGCCGGAAUGUCAGAGAGAGAGCGCCUGGUGAUGAAGAAGCUGAAGGAGGUCGUGGACAAACAGCGGGACGAGAUCCGAGCCAAGGACCGGGAGCUGACACUGAAGAAUGAUGACGUGGAGGCUUUGCAGCUGCAGCAGAACCGGCUGAUGCGAAUCAACCACGAGCUGCGGCACAAGGUGACGGUGAUGGAUGCGCAGGGCAAGGGGCUGAUCGAGCAGAAGGUGGAGCUGGAGACCAGGCUACAGACCAGGGAGCAGCAGAUGGGCAAACUACGGCAGAGGGCCCAGGGCCAGCACCUGGAGAACGGCGCCCACCAGGGACCACCGAUGGAGGGGGAGACGGUGGGGGAGGAGGAGGUGCCCCUGGGGGAGGAGUCCCCGACGGAUGGCAGCGAAGCCAACCGGCCGCGCUUCACGCUGCAGGAGCUGCGUGACGUCCUGCACGAGCGCAACGAGCUGAAGGCCAAAGUGUUCAUGCUGCAGGAGGAGAUGGCAUACUACCGCAGUGAGGAACAGGAGGACAGCACCGGCUGCAUGGACCCCCCGCCCCACCCACCCGUGCAGCCCCGCCCAGCAACGCAGCCCGACUCCGGCAUCCGCCGGCUGUUUAAUUUAUUUUCACGAGACAAGCGAGCGGAGAGCCGCCUGCGGAUAACAGGAUCGGCUGGGACUUGGGCAGAUUCAGACCAGGAUGGGGUUGUCACAGAGCAAGGACAAGAGGCUCUGCCACAUCUAUAACCCAUUGCUGGGCUAGCAAGGCCAACAACCACCUGCUCUCAAUCCAGAGAACAUUUAAAUAUUGACAUUCACAAAUCUAACCAAGCCCAAGUAACGCUGGUUGGAGUGGACAGUCUGUUGGAGAACUGUUGUCAUGUAAUCACUAACCAUGUUCGGGAAAGGUUAAUCAAUGUGUGGAGAUCAUUGUAUUGGAGUAGUAACAAUAGAUUUGUAACUUGCAGUAUUAUAUCCAAACCCAAAGGACUUCUCCCUCUGAGUUAUGCAGCUUUUGCCUCUACUAACCACGUGCUUGGAGGAGUUAAACCGUCUUUCUCACGUUGCACUUUGACAGUUUGGAAUUGGAACAUCCAGACGAUGAGAAGAAACAGAUUUUCACUCCGUAUUUUUCUUGGUUUCCAGCAGUCAGCUGCUGUCACCUGCCAAACCUCGACCUGACUUCUGAUGAUCUGAGGUAGACAAAAGUGCUGGAGAAACUCAGCGGGUGCAGCAGCAUCUAUGGAGUGAUGGAAAUAGGCAACGUUUCGGGCCGAGACCCUUCUUCAGACUGAUGGAGGGGGGGGGGGUGCGGGGAGAAGAAGGGGGGGAGCAGUUAGAGAGGAGGUUGUGAAACUGUCCCCGGAGGGAGGAGGAGAACUUCUUCAAAGUAGGCAUAGCUUGAGGAGAUUUCGCAGUGGAGUAGGCAAAGUGUUUAAGAAGGAACUCUGAUCUUGGUAGUCGAGCCAGUCAGUCUUGUGUCUGAUGUCCCUCACAGCCCCGUGUAAACCACGAGCUGUGGAAAGUCAGCUGCCGCCCGCCGUUCCUUCAGCUGCGCGCAGUUUGUUUGGAGCGGUUUGUAAAGUAACCGCUGGAAGGCUGGUUGUCAGUGACACCAUGCCUCUGGUUCAGAGAAGCAGAGUACGGAUGAAGUGGACAGCAGGGGCAUUGCAACAUCUAUGUCCAACCAAGCUGGAGGUAAAACAGCUCAAAGGAACAAUUUCAUUAAAAUACUCCCUAUUUUCCCCCACACAGUUCAUUGGCUGAGUCUUCAAAACCCUGACGUACAAAACCUCUGCUGAAGGAAGUCAGUGAAACAUUCUCCAGAAGAGAGAGUGUUCUCCAGUGAAUCCCUUUCCAUUGCUUCACAUUGAGUGUGUUCCAGCAGAGAGUGACUGUAGAGAAGGUGUCAGCGUGUGUGAGGAGGCUGUGUUACCUUUGCUGUGAAGAGUGAGCCUGGCUUUCUCCGUGUCUGUUCAGGCUUUGUACAGGUGGAGCUGGUGAUGAAAGGUCUGUGUUCAACCUGCCGCUGGGUCAGUCAGCAGCCGCAGGCAGACACUGCUGGGAUUGUGACUGUGGCAUAGUCUCAGCCCUUGUGGCCCUAGUGUGAACCGUGUGUUUCUCUCUCCGCUGAUGCUGCCUGACCUGCUGGGCAUCUCACCUUGGGUUUCAUUUCAGAUUCCCACGAUUUACCAUUUUUUGCUUUUCUACUAAUAUAGUCAAACCACUUCAGUGUUUAAUCAGUUAUUCAUUAAAAAUACAUAAGUCACUGA
This is a messenger RNA of Leucoraja erinaceus (little skate), 2779 nucleotides long. RefSeq names its product Rab interacting lysosomal protein-like 1 (gene rilpl1). Lineage: Eukaryota; Metazoa; Chordata; Chondrichthyes; Rajiformes; Rajidae. Gene Ontology annotation, cellular component: cytoplasm; ciliary basal body. Gene Ontology annotation, biological process: cilium assembly. The record is from RefSeq and is a predicted model, not a curated record. Gene Ontology annotation, molecular function: protein dimerization activity.